AUGGAAGAAUAUCAUUCUGGACCCAACAACAUAUACAAUGUUGACGAAUCUGCCCUCUCAACAGUCCAGAAACCUUCCAAGAUAUUUGCUACUAAAGGCAAAAAACAGAUAGGAAAGAUUUUUUCUGUAGCUUAUGGAAAUGCUGCAGCAACUGCAAUAGCGUGUUCUGGCUUUGCUAAAACUGGAAUAUUCCCAUUCAACUCGGAUAUUUUCCCAGACUAUCUGUUUAUGCUCAGCUCGGUUACUGACCAUCCUCACGUAGCGGCAGAUACCGAUCAGUGUGCAGGUCCGACUAUCCAAAAAAAAACCAAUCAUUACAACCACAAAGUCCAUGCAUGA
This is a messenger RNA of Acanthoscelides obtectus, 339 nucleotides long. The record is from the annotation of a GenBank genome assembly. Lineage: Eukaryota; Metazoa; Arthropoda; Insecta; Coleoptera; Chrysomelidae.